UCGGCGGCUGCAGCCUCCGUGCUCUUCCUCCUCUCGAAAAUGGGCAAGAUACUGGCGGGCUGCUUGCUGCUUCUGCUCCUCCUUGGACAGACCCUGGUGUUCCCAGCUGCGGCCGGACAGCGGCCUCACGCCAGGCCUCCCGCCAAGGGCAGACAAGCGCGGACCCACUCACAGACGGCCCUGCUGGAGAGCUCCUGCGAGAAUAAGCGGGCAGACCUGGUCUUCAUCAUUGACAGCUCCCGCAGCGUCAACACCCAGGACUAUGCGAAGGUGAAGGAGUUCAUCGUGGACAUCUUGCAAUUCCUGGACAUUGGUCCUGAGGUCACCCGGGUGGGGCUGCUCCAAUAUGGCAGCACAGUCAAGAAUGAGUUCUCCCUCAAGACCUUCAAGAGGAAGUCUGAGGUGGAGCGGGCUGUGAAGAGGAUGCGGCAUCUGUCCACGGGCACCAUGACGGGGCUGGCCAUCCAGUAUGCCCUGAACAUCGCCUUCUCAGAAGCAGAGGGGGCCCGGCCCCUCAGGGAGAAUGUGCCACGGGUCAUAAUGAUUGUGACAGAUGGGAGGCCACAGGACUCGGUGGCUGAAGUGGCUGCAAAGGCACGGGACACGGGCAUCCUGAUCUUCGCCAUUGGCGUGGGCCAAGUGGACUUCAACACACUCAAGGCUAUUGGGAGUGAACCCCACGAGGACCAUGUCUUCUUGGUGGCCAACUUUAGCCAGAUAGAGUCGCUGACCUCAGUGUUCCAGAACAAGUUGUGUACCGUCUACAUGUGCAGCAUCCUGGAGCACAACUGUGCCCACUUCUGCAUCAACACGCCCGGCUCGUAUGUCUGCAGGUGCAAACAAGGGUACAUUCUCAACGUGGAUCAGAAGACCUGCAGAAUCCAGGACCUGUGUGCCGUGGAGGACCACGCCUGUGAGCAGCUCUGUGUGAAUGUGCCCGGCUCCUUUGUCUGCCAGUGCUACAGUGGGUACUCGCUGGCCGAGGACGGGAAGAGGUGCGUGGCUGUGGACUACUGCGGCUUGGAAGACCAUGGAUGUGAACAUGAGUGUGUCAAUGCAGACGGCUCCUACUCGUGCAAAUGCCAUGAAGGAUUUGCUCUUAACCCAGAUAAAAAAACAUGCACAAAGAUAGACUUCUGCGCCUCCACUAAUCAUGGUUGCCAGCACGAAUGUGCCAACACAGGUGACUCCUACUCUUGCCGCUGCCUGAAAGGCUUUACCCUGAAUCCAGACAAGAAAACCUGCAGAAGAAUCAACUACUGUGCGCUGAACAAACCGGGCUGUGAACACGAAUGUGUCAACACGGAAGAGGGCCACUACUGCCGCUGCCGCCGGGGCUACAUCCUGGACCCCAACGGCAGGACCUGCAGCCGGGUGGACCACUGCGCGCAGAAGGACCAUGGCUGUGAGCAGCUGUGCCUGAACACGGAGGAGUCCUUCGUCUGCCAGUGCUCAGAAGGCUUCCUCAUCAACGAGGACCUCAAAACCUGCUCUAGGGCGGAUUACUGCCUGCUGAGCGACCAUGGCUGUGAAUACGCCUGCGUCAACACAGACAGGUCCUUCGCCUGUCAGUGUCCCGAGGGCCACGUGCUCCGCAGUGACGGGAAGACCUGUGCAAAGGGCCUCACUGCAGCUGUGGAACUGGACACAGGCCUGGAUCUUCGCAUGCUGCUCUGCUUCCAGUGUGGCUGCUCACCCCCCACUCUCUCCUCAGGGAAGGACGCCUGCACUUCGAACUCACACGGCUGCGAGCACAUCUGCGUGAACAAGGGCAACUCCUACGUCUGCAAGUGCUCCCAGGGCUUCAUCCUCGCCGAGGAUAGACGGCGCUGCAAGAGAUGCACCGAGGGCCCAAUUGACGUGGUCUUUGUGAUUGACGGGUCCAAGAGCCUCGGCGAAGAGAAUUUUGAGAUCGUGAAGCAGUUUGUCACUGGAAUCAUAGAUUCCUUGGCCAUUUCCCCCAAGGCCGCCCGCGUGGGGCUGCUCCAGUACUCCACGCAGGUGCGCCCCGAGUUCACCCUGCGCAGCUUCCACUCGGCCAAGGACCUGCGGAAAGCUGUGGCCCACAUGAAGUACAUGGGCAAGGGCUCCAUGACCGGGCUGGCCCUGAAGCACAUGUUCGAGAGAAGUUUCACUCCCUCGGAGGGUGCCCGGCCCCUGUCUGCACGCGUGCCCAGAGUGGCCAUUGUGUUCACCGACGGCCGGGCCCAGGACGACGUCUCCGAGUGGGCCAGCAAGGCCAAGGCCCAUGGUAUCGCCAUGUACGCCGUCGGCAUAGGAAAGGCCAUUGAGGAGGAGCUGCAGGAGAUUGCCUCAGAGCCCACCACCAAGCACCUCUUCUAUGCAGAGGACCUCAGCAGCAUGGGCGAGAUCAGCAGGAAGCUCAAGGAGGGCAUCUGUGGAGCUCUAGAGGACUCUGAUGGGAGACAGGACUCACCAGCAGAGGAGCUGCCAAAGAGGGUCCACCAGCCAACAGUGCAACAUCGGUAUCUGUUUGAAGAAGACAAUCUUUCGCAGUCUACACGAAAGCUUUUCCACUCCACAAAACCUUCAGGGAAAGUUCUGGAAGAAAACCAUGAUCAAUGCAAAUGUGAAAACCUUAUAAUGUUCCAGAACCUUGCGAAUGAAGAAGUCAGAAAACUAACACAGCGCUUAGAAGAAAUGACAGAGAGAAUGGAAGCUUUGGAAAAUCGCCUGAGAGCCAGAUGAGGACUAGAAAUGCUAUACACAUGUGUACACCGUAGUGCCGAGGGUCAGGCGAGGCCCAGAGCCCCACAGCUCAGCUGUUACGUCUGUAAUGUUGUGCAGUAAACACCAGUUCUGAGGAAGCUGGUUUUCUAUACAACAAAGACAAAAAGUACACACUAACUUGUAUAAUUUAGGAAAACAAACGCAUCAGCAUUCCAGGAUGCAUUUACCGUGAGAAUAAGCUACACAGGUGUUCUGUAAUGUCCUCUGGACAUGCACGCUCUGCUUCUGCCUCAGCCAGCCUUAGCAUUGUACUAUUUGACUACAAAACACUUUGCAGUCCCCCUCCCACAGACACUGGCCGGCCACAAGAGAUGUUUUGGUACUGGACUUUAUCUUGAUAUAUGUAUAUGGAUACGUAAAAGAUCACAGGACAUAUGUACUUAUGUAACAAGUUGAAUAUUUUCCCGAGUACCAGGGAUUGAACUCAGGAUCUUGUGCUUACAAGGCAGGCGCAGUGCCACUGAGCUAAAUCCCCGGCCCCCACAAGUUGAAUUUUUUUAUACAAUAUUAAAAUUCACUUAAGAGAAUGGCAUUCUGUGUGUAAUUCUCAUUUAUCUUUAAAUACAAGACAUGUACCCAUAAAAA
This is a messenger RNA of Heterocephalus glaber (naked mole-rat), 3336 nucleotides long. The record is from RefSeq and is a predicted model, not a curated record. Lineage: Eukaryota; Metazoa; Chordata; Mammalia; Rodentia; Bathyergidae.